Messenger RNA from Rubroshorea leprosula, 421 nucleotides. Lineage: Eukaryota; Viridiplantae; Streptophyta; Magnoliopsida; Malvales; Dipterocarpaceae. The record is from the annotation of a GenBank genome assembly.
AAUUAACAAAACUAUAUAAAGGUUGAAAUUCAAAAGAAAUUGUGACGGUUGAGUGGAGAUGGGGCAAUCUUGUGAAAGCUAUUUCAUUUCACCACACGGGAGAAAGGGAGAGGUGGAUGGCAGGGAAAGUGAAGGUGGUGCUGGUGGGUUGCUUACGGAUGAAGGUGAUAAGGGUGAGCUGUAUCAAGGAAGAGUUAUGGGUAAUGAUGCUCGAUUGGUGGUAGGUUGUUUGGGUGGGUUUGAUUGGGAUUUUGAUUGAAGAGCUUUAUGGGGGGUGGGAUUGAACUAGUUUGGGAUGAUGAUUCAAUGAUUCAUGUUGAAAGGUGCCUCUGUGAGCUUUAUGGUAGGUUUUGGUGGUUUUUAGCUUACUAAUACUCCUAUGUAGGAAAUUGAAGAAUCAAAAUAGAAAAGACAUUUUUAU